Cynoglossus semilaevis (tongue sole) is the source of this 3693-nucleotide messenger RNA. RefSeq names its product echinoderm microtubule-associated protein-like 6. Bases 221 to 3625 code for a protein of 1134 amino acids. The record is from RefSeq and is a predicted model, not a curated record. Gene Ontology annotation, molecular function: microtubule binding. Lineage: Eukaryota; Metazoa; Chordata; Actinopteri; Pleuronectiformes; Cynoglossidae. The transcript is spliced from 27 exons.
GUGGGAUGUCCAGACACUAAAGUGUCUUUCGCUGUUGAAGGGUCACCACAGCAAAGGAGUGUGUUCACUGGACUUCACAGCCGAUGGAAAAAGUUUGAUUUCAGUAGGAAUCGACGAAUUUCACACUAUUGUUAUUUGGGACUGGAAGAAAGGAGAGAGACUGGCCAAAGCCAGGGGCCACAAAGACAAAAUCCUGGUGGUGAAGAGUAAUCCAUUCAGAAUGGACAAACUGGUCACUGUGGGGAUGAAACACAUCAAGUUCUGGCAACAUUCAGGUGGCGGUCUGACAUUCAAGCGUGGGAUUUUCGGUAACCUCGGUAAACAAGAGACAAUGAUGUCAGCAUGUUACGGUCGAUCUGAGGACAUGGUUUUCUCUGGUGCUACAAACGGAGAUGUUUACAUCUGGAGAGACACGACUCUCAUCAAGACCAUCAAAGCUCACGAUGGCCCCGUGUUUGCCAUGUGCUCCCUGGACAAGGGUUUUGUGACAGGAGGAAAAGAUGGCGUGGUGGAGCUGUGGGAUGACAUGUUCGAGCGAUGUUUGAAAACCUACGCCAUCAAGAGAGCUGCACUGUCUGCGUCGUCUAAAGGUCUGUUGCUGGAGGACAACCCAUCAAUCAAAGCUAUUACUCUAGGACACGGUCACAUCCUCCUGGGGACAAAGAAUGGAGAAAUCCUGGAGAUUGAUAAGAGCGGAUCAAUGACCCUGUUGGUCCAGGGUCACAUGGAAGGUGAGGUUUGGGGGUUGGCAGCUCACCCCCUGCUUCCUGUCUGCGCUACUGUGAGUGACGACAAAACCUUAAGGAUCUGGGAGCUGUCCUCCAACCACCGCAUGGUGGCAGUUCGCAAACUCAAGAAAGGAGGGCGGUGCUGUGCCUUUUCUCCUGACGGCAAAGCUCUAGCUGUAGGUCUGAACGACGGCAGCUUUUUGGUGGUAAACGCCGACACUCUGGAGGACAUGGUGACCUUUCAUCACCGCAAGGAACUCAUCUCCGACAUCCGUUUCUCCCUAGAUGCAGGGAAGUACCUGGCUGUGGCGUCCUACGAUUCCUUUGUGGACAUUUAUAAUGUCCUGACCAGUAAAAGAGUUGGUAUUUGCAAAGGCGCUGGCAGUUACAUCACUCACAUCGACUGGGACUCGAGGGGUAAACUUUUACAGGUAAACACCGGUGCCAAAGAACAGCUUUUCUUUGAGGCUCCACGAGGACGUAAACAAAACAUCAGCGUAGCCGAGUUUGAAAAGCUUGACUGGGCGAGCUGGACCUCAGUCCUGGGUCCGACCUGUGAGGGAAUAUGGCCGACGCUCAGCUUCGUUAACACCGCCUCACUCACCAAAGACCACAAACUGCUUGCCACUGGAGAUGAUUUUGGCUUCCUCAAACUGUUCAGCUUCCCAUCCAGAGGACAGUUUGCUAAGUUUAAAAAAUACGUGGGACACAGCACCAACGUGACCAACGUCCGAUGGUCCAAUGACGAUUCAGUUCUGCUGUCAGUGGGCGGGGCUGACACUGCACUGAUGAUCUGGACCAGGGAGCCCGUGGGUCACAAAGAGAGCAAAGCCGUGGACAGUGAGGAGUCAGACGAUGACACCGAAGAAGACGGAGGUUAUGACAGCGAUGUAGCCCGGGAGAAGGCGGUGGACUACGUGACUAAGAUUUACUCAUCCAGCAUCAGGAAGUUGUCCGGAACCAAACCUCACCAGCAGCACAAAGAGCUUCCUGUGGAUGAGAGGCCUCCAGUUAGUCGAGCUGCACCACUGCCAGAUAAGCUGCUGAAAAAUAACGUGACCAAGAAGAAGAAAGUAGUCGAGGAGCUGCUCUUGGAGCAUGUCUUUGGCUACAGAGGCUUCGACUGUCGAAACAACCUACAUUAUCUCAAUGACGGUUCUGACAUUGUCUUCCACACCGCUGCUGCCGCUAUCGUCCAAAACCUUUCAGCAGGAACUCAGAGUUUCUACCUGGAACACACAGACGACAUCCUCUGUUUGACCGUCAACCAACAUCCCAAAUAUCAGAACAUCAUCGCUACCGGACAGAUUGGUGACAUCACUGAGCUGCCAGGUAUUGCACCGUCCAUCCACAUAUGGGACGCUAUGACAAAGCAGACGCUGUCCAUCCUCCGCUGUUCCCAUGCUAAAGGUAUCGGCUAUGUGAACUUCAGUGCCACAGGAAAACUGCUGCUGUCUGUGGGUGUGGAACCAGAACACACCAUCACUGUGUGGAGGUGGCAGGAAGGCACCAAGGUGACGAGUAAAGGCGGCCACUCUGAGCGGAUCUUUGUGGUGGAGUUCAGACCAGACUCCGACACUCAGUUUGUGUCUGUGGGAAUCAAACACAUCAAGUUCUGGACUCUGGUGGGCGGUUCGCUCUUGUACAAGAAGGGCGUGGUCAGCGCGGUGGAGGACAGUCGCAUGCAGACAAUGCUGUCUGUGGCUUUUGGCGCGAACAACCUGACGUUCACUGGAGCCAUUAACGGAGAUGUUUAUGUGUGGAGGGAGCACUUCCUGGUGCGUGUGGUGGCGAAGGCACACAGCGGCCCAGUCUUCCCCAUGUCCACGACGCUAAGAGACGGUCUCAUCGUCACUGGAGGAAAAGAGCGACCGACUAAAGAGGGUGGAGCUGUGAAACUCUGGGACCAGGAGAUGAAGCGCUGCAGAGCGUUUCAGCUGGAGACGGGUCAGCCGGUGGAGAACGUUCGCUCCGUCUGCAGAGGGAAGGGUAAAAUACUGGUGGGAACCAAAGAUGGAGAGAUCAUCGAGGUAGGGGAGAAGAAUGCUGCCUCCAACACCAUGAUCAACGGACACACGCAGGGAGGGAUCUGGGGUUUGGCCACGCAUCCCUUCAAAGAUGUCUUCAUCUCCGCCAGUGAUGAUGGAACAAUAAGAAUAUGGGACUUAGCAGACAAGAAACUUCUGAACAAAGUGAGUCUGGGUCAUCCUGCCAAGUGCUCCUCCUACAGCCCGAACGGAGAAAUGGUAUCGAUUGGAUCGGAGAACGGAGAGUUUAUUGUCCUGCUGGUAAACUCGCUCACUGUGUGGGGCAAGAGGAGAGACCGCAGCGUCGCCAUCCAGGACAUAAGGUUCAGUCCAGAUAAUCGGUUCCUGGCUGUGGGUUCGAUGGAUUGUGCCGUGGACUUUUAUGACUUGUCACUCGGACCGUCCCUCAACCGGGUUGGUUACUGUAAGGACAUUCCAGGCUUUGUCCUCCAGGUGGACUUCUCAGCUGACAGUAGACAUGUCCAGGUGUCCAGCAGCUCAUACACUCGGCAGGUGCACGAGGUUCCGUCAGGACGGAUGGUGACGGAGCAGCCGGUGGUUGAGAGGAUCACCUGGGCCACGUGGACCAGUAUCCUGGGCGACGAGGUUCUUGGCAUUUGGCCUCGUAAUUCUGAAAAGGCUGACGUCAACUGUGCAUGCGUUUCCCACGCUGGCGUUAACCUGGUGACAGGCGACGACUUUGGACUAGUUAAACUCUUUGAUUUUCCCUGUUCUGAAAAGUUUGCCAAACAUAAAAGAUACUUCGGACAUUCAGCUCACGUGACCAACAUCCGCUUCUCCUGUGAUGAUAAGUACGUGAUCAGUGCUGGUGGCAGUGACUGCAGUUUAUUUGUGUGGAAAACUCAGUGAGGCCCCCUCAAACACAACAGCGCCACCUACAGCGGCGGUGCUGCGUACAACUGAUGCUGCACCUGAAC